Messenger RNA from Paramuricea clavata, 2129 nucleotides. Lineage: Eukaryota; Metazoa; Cnidaria; Anthozoa; Malacalcyonacea; Plexauridae. The record is from the annotation of a GenBank genome assembly.
CUUUAUUCUGUGCCACAGUCUGUGCUGUGGAUAUGCCACGCCAUUUUGACGCCAUUUUCACUUCUUUCGCUUGUCUUUGACAUUUUUAUCUCGGAAAUUUUUAUCGAGAAAAAAAUUGCCAAGCCAAUAUGGCGGCGGCGGCUUCUUCUUCAAGAAGACUUCUAUCACUUGAUUUCGAAGUUUUUGGCAAAGUUCAAGGUAUUUAAGUGAUGAAAUUUGUGGGAUAAAGUGAAGAAUUGUUGUUGGUUUUUAACUAACGAUGAUUUUAUUUCGUUUCUUUAGGCGUUUUCUUCAGAAAAGUACGUGUUCAACUAUUGAAUUUUAACUCUUGUUUCUACUAUAUCUGUUGACAUAGCAACAAUAUAAUAUUGUAUUCUUGUAUUUGUACUUUUGCAGUGGACGGAAAGGAAGAGCAAAGAGUUUGGCUUAGUAGGCUGGGUCAAAAACACAAAAGUGUCAACUGUUACUGGGCAAUUGCAAGGCGAAAAACAAAAUAUUGACUUAAUGUAAGGGGCUGUUGACAAAUAGGUUUCGCCAUGCUUAGGGAGUGUUGAUUAUUUAUGGUUGGGGGGGGGGUGGCAUUUUACACCUCCCUCUCAAUAUCUAUAUGACCCCCCUCAGCCCAUCAGGCAACAGCAAAACUCACAUAACCCCUCAAGAAGACCAAAAACUUUUGACCCCCCCCCCCCUUUUAUAUAAAAUACAGUAUAAAUAUGGUAUGUACAUUAUCAGUUAAAUAAUUAAGAAGUCUUUAUUUUAUGUUAGUAAUAGUGCAAAAGCUCCUGUAAACUUGUAGCCAUCUCGGUGUGCUUGGCUGCUCACCCAGCACCCCCCUAAAAAACCUUGCUGGAUCUACCACUGAUGUAGUACUUUUAUAUGCUACAUAAUGCUUUUAUUUGUACAUUUCUAGGAAAGUGUGGUUGUCAACAGAAGGCAGCCCCAAAUCGACGAUCACAAAUUGUGAGUUUACCAAUGAGAGAUCUAUAAACAAACUUGGCUUCUCUGACUUUAAAAUUGUAAGAGAAUCAAGACCAAAAAAGAAGGUCAAGUGAAUUGUGAAUGUUUGGUUUUGUAGAAAUUAAAUGAUGUUGCAUGGUAUUUAAAUGUUUUGUAUCAAUGUACAAAUGUAAAUAGCUGUUAUUAUACUGCAAUAAAACACUGCCAUAUUAUACUUGUUCUCUCUCCCAACUACUGGUGUAUUAAUUUCACACUAUAUUUAGGGGUGGAGCAAUUCAUUUGAAAAGUACUGAAAAGUUUUACGUAUGUUGUGCAGACCAAUUUAUGACAGACCAAAGGAUCCUGCAGUUAGGAGCAGUGUUCACGCUAUUUUAUUGGGGGUGUAAACGAAAGUUUCCCCCGACUGAUUUCUCCUAAGUAUGAAAUAAAUUUUUCUUUGUCAUUGUGCAGAAGAAUCUUCAGAAAUUAUUUGCAAUAUUUUCAAUUUUGAAUUUGAGAAAUUUUGUGCUGAUUUCCAUAAUUGUGAGAAUUUUUGCACAGGAAAUUAAUUUCCUCCAAUCCAAAGUUGUCUUUAUUAAGCCAGUUUUCCAUCAAGUGGAAUUUUGCAUGUGGAGCAGAAUUUUUCUUUAUCUCGUGAUUUCUCGGGUGAAAUGAAAUGAAUUAGGAAAAAAAGAAAAAUUCUGCUCAGCACACAAAAUUUCUCCUAGUGGAAAACCAGCUUUACAGUCUAGCCACAGAAUAACAAUUUAACCAGAAGUCCCAUUCUCAACAUAUCAAAAAGCUGAUUGCACUUGUUUAGCGAUCUGGAAACGAGUGCGUUGUAUAAAUUUGUAUGGUUUGGCCGUACUCUUUCAGAUAGCUAAACAAGUGUAAUGUGGAGAGUGGAGCUUCUGGUUAAAUUGUUAUUCUGCAGUCUGGCUUCCUGAACUGAGUAUUUCUUGUUGAUCAAGACAGUGAGGUAAAAAAGCUUGCUUAAUCUUUGUUUUAUUUUAUUUCCUAAUCAUAAAUAUCACAUUAAACAAGAUAUGUUGUAAUUACAAGAUUUCUAUUCACAAUUAAAAGUUGCUACAGUGUUUUUCAAAGCUACAAAUAUUCCUUGAUCCACUCUUUCGCUGAAUCUAUGUCCUUGUCAACAGAUUCUUUCAUCUUGCUAUCAAAUGUUGGCAGCGAAC